This is a messenger RNA of Amoebophrya sp. A25, 5635 nucleotides long. NCBI's taxonomy places the organism in Eukaryota, Dinophyceae, Syndiniales, Amoebophryaceae. The record is from the annotation of a GenBank genome assembly.
AUGUGGCUGCAGGUAGAGCUUGCAGCUGCAACCUGCCGUAAGUACAGUACUACCCAUUCUUGUCGUCCCAUGCACGAACAAACUAUAAUGCAAACCCCACCAGGUGAAGCAAUCUGCGACAAUAAAACUGGCCUGCCAAAACCUGGCUUCGAGCCUCAGUUCCGAGACUGCAUCCUCGGUGCUCAUGACGCCUAUUCUAGGAAAUUUGCUGGCGUUCCUCACCUCGACUCAGACAGGUGUGAACCGACUGUGCCAUUGCUGCUGCAUUGCGAAGGCGAUGCAUGGAGUUAUGGGCUGCAUCAUCAUGAGAACAUAGAUAGAUGCUGAGGUUGUUUGCUUCUCACAAACCUCGAGAAAAUCACACUGUAAAUCCCCGUGGCUUCAGCUUCAUCUCAUCCGUUCCGACUCACGACCUACAUGCAAGCCUCAUUCUGUUUCUACCCAUCCGGUCAGUUCUUCGACUCACGACCUACAUGCUUGUUCAGCUUCAUCAAUCCGUUCAGUGUUUCGACUCACGACCUAGCACCACAAUCCCGCUUCUAAUCCCUUUUGGGUGAGCAAGAGGAGCAAGAUAAGAGGGAGAAACUGAUGUCCAGCAGGUUCGAGAAGUUUGAGCACGAGCACCCACAUACCAAAGUACGAUUCUUUGGCCCUGGUGAGGUCGGCGGUUCUUGGUAUGAUCCGCGUCGUGACGAUCAAGCUCGCGGUGUGUCGAGAAGAUUACACUUAAGGCAGUCAAGAUAUUCAUACAUAUAAAUAUUUAUUAUUGUUUUUUGUUUCCGAGUUAGGUGUGCUCCACCGAUAUUAUUGUUUUUCAUCUUUUAUUCUUUGAAAAACUGAAGUUGAAGUAUCUGCGUUCACAAUCCACGACCGCACCUGGUAACUAGAAGAACCAUUGAUCAACGAAACCGAAGAGACAGAGAUUGAGAAUACUAUUCUUUCAUACAUCAGCUUACUUCACAUAAGUACGUAGAAUAUAAUUAAGACUUACAUGAUUCGGAAUAUAAUUAAGACUUAAUACAUUAAAUGUAGAAUAUUAAGACUUACAUGAUUCGGACAUUGUAGGUCUACUGGCUCUAACAAUCGAAGAACUUUCCCAUUUGGCUGUCGCCUCUGUCCCCGACCAAGAGCUGCGGAGAAUAUUGCUCUCAGCAGACGAAGGAACUGGAACAUCUCCAGUCCUGGCUCAAGGCAGCCCUUUUUCUCCUCAGCAAGUCGCCGAUGCGAUGCACUUGGGCCACAAGUUGAACCCCCACAACAAGCCAGUGUUUGGCCCGGAUGGUAUCUUCAAGAAUCCAGGAGAUGCUAAGAAACGUGCUGAAGAAUUGAAGGACAACUUGGCCCAUCACGCCGCAGACGGCGCCCACCAUGGCUGGGAAGCGGCUCGCGACAUCUUUCAUCACCCCAAGGAUGCGGGUCUUAUGAUUCCACCAAAUUUUACUCUACUUGUUACUUCCGCAGUAAAUUGUUGCAGCAGCAGCAGCAGCAGCAAGUGAGUGGUCUCGACCUCGAUCUGCGUCCUCUGCAUUUAGUAGCAAGAACUUAUUUCUUGUUCUCAUCUACUGUCUAGUUCGUCUUCGUUUUAUUAGGCCUUCACGAACGGAGGACACUACGACUAGUACCAUUGAUUCAAUCUUGCAUGAGCUACAAUUUCUACUUCUCUUUCAAUCAUCAUCAACAUGAUCCCACCUUCACCGUCUAAUCCCCACAAGAUGCACGAUCUGCAUCAUUCUUUGGACCACACUGCAAAAGCGCAUGAGAAGCAUGCACCUACCCCGUGGAAGCACUGGUUGGAGGAUCAAAUGGACCAUCAGAAGCGCAAACAUGCCAAGGAUGCCAAAGGUGUGGAACAUGUUUACGGAGUAGGAGAAAGUUUUGAAUAUGUUGUUGUUGAAUGCGUUGAAUUUUGAAAGUCUGAGUUUCGAUUGGUUUAGAUUUAUGUGUGGAAGCUGUAUCAAGCAUGCCAUAUGUGGCACGGGUAACCACGUCGACGUUCGGCUCAUCUAACCCAUAGUGUUGAGAACCGAUAUUACCAGACAGGCUCGUCCACCCCCUCGGGCUCGACCCCUGUUGAUCCUAAAAGCCUUUCAAAGCAUUAGCAUACGAUACCCCCAUUAAAAGCAUACGUCGAUACCCCCAACAUUAUUCUUUCUUCACUCCCCGUCCCAUACCUCUAACCUCCCAUCGAGGACAACAAGGUCGACCUUGGUGACGUUUUGAGUGGUAUUGUGGAUCGGGUGGAUCCCGAUCAUAAGUUGCUGUCUAGUGCAGACCAAUUGCAGCUGCCAGAGCAGUGGCGUCGUGUACGGAUUCCAGAACAAAUGCCGGAUAAAGUCCCUCAUUUGGGGGAAAAGUGGGACUGGGAAGAGGGGAAAGGUAAGUACUUCAGUAGGUUAAUAGUACAACCUAGUAUAAUAGUACAAUCUAGUAAUAGUACAAUCUAGUAAGUAAUAGUACAAUCUUCUAGUAAUACUACAUCAAUCUAGCAAUAGUACAAUCUAGUAAUAAGUACAUAGUAUUCGACGUAUUGAAGUUCUUUCAGUUUGAGUUUCUAGUAUUCGUAUCGAAGUUCUUUCAGUUUCUUGAAUUGAACAGAAAGUAGAAAGAUGAUCUUGAUUUUACUUGCUCUCUCCGUGGUUGGUUUCCCUCUGAUGUACUUGCAUCUAUCUCGACAUGCUUCCUCCUCUUCAACACCACAUCAACUCAUAGUCCCUACAACGACUUAUAAUCCCCUAGCAAGAGCUCUAGCGCUUGUUCUACUACUUGCAUAAACAUAUUGUUAUUGAGAAAACUCCUUCCUUGGUUUUAGAGAACGCACUUUGAAAUAUCAAUUCCAACAGAUGCCGUCGCCCAUUCUGCUGGCAACUUGUUUUCUGGAGAUGAGGCACGGUCAAAAGCUGAGGCAGAGCGACUUUGGAAGGGUGGGCGCAAACAAUGGGAUGACGCAAGACGCCAUGUUUUGAGGAAAGUUAAGUGUCAUCGAUGUAUCAUCUACUUGUUGUUGUUGUUGUUGUCGUUGUUGACUCUGACUUCAAUAUAAUACCUAAUACUAAUCAAGAGUAAGUAAGAAUGUGAUUAAUAGGGGGUCAAGUAGGUUUUUUGUUCGAUAUAAUGGAUGCUUUCAAGUAUUAAGUAUACAAGGACUACAACACAUGCACCCACGAGGAUUGAAAUAACUACAUUAACAUUUGUUUCCACUCACAGUCACAAACCAUAUUGAUUUAUAAUAUACAACUCCUGAACACUCUUCUAACAAUGACCGACAUCACCAUCACCCGCCUGAGCCGAGUUUUGAAACGUGUGUUGUGAACGAGAAGGCGCUCAGAAUUAUGCAUGCGGUUCACGAAAACUUGGAAGACUUAGUCCCAAAAGCGGAGUUCUUGAUCGGUAACUUCUACUACACUACCUGCAUCGUCCUCAUCAAAACGCAAUGAAGUUCGUAAUCAACAUCUUUUGAUGAUCUCUAAGUUGCAUCCUCAUCCAUCAUGUAGUACUAACAUGUCAAUAUCCUGUUUGUUUGUUUGUUUGUCUGUUUGUUUUGAUGCGCUCCGGGCGACGUGAUCCUCAUCCAUCAUGUAGCACAUGUCAAUGUCAUCCGUUUCCGUAUGGUGAUGAAGAUGUCAUUCUCACCUGCAUGGACGGCGAAUAUUUGUUCUUCUUUUCUUAAAACCUCAACACCCUAAACCCUUUUCUUCGUCCAGCCGUCAAGCUCGUCCUCUCCAUCCCGUUGAUGAUUUUGGCUUUCCUUGGGACGCGAUGGGGAUUCCGGAUGUGGCGUGCGGCCAAGCGCGGAUAUCGUCCGACAUUUCAGCAGACUGGCAUGAUGAUUAAGGUUUCCCCUAAUCCAAAACCAUUUCUUCUAUAGAAAUCUUCUAUACAAAUUAAUCCCUCAACAGUAUGCACCCCAAUAAAAGAGAGAUACAACUGGCGCAUAUUCUUGAGGGAUUUCCAGAGGGAUGAGUUGGGGGGUGGUCUAAGAUGAUGCAGCAAGGCCCAAUGACCGCGCCACUAGUGCAGAAUGGACAAAUGAUCCCCAUGCAGGGAGUCGCCGGCCAUCAAUGGAUCAAUACCGGCGGAGCCCCUGGGUUUCAGUUAUGUGAUGUAGUUCCUGUAGAAAUUAUAGAAAUAAUCGUGUGAUUAUUUGUGGAAAGAGAAUAAGCAAGAGGAUGUGAUAGAAGAAAGGUCAUAUCGUGUGAUUAUUUGUGGAAAGAGAAUAAGCAAGAGGAUGUGAUAGAAGAAAGAUCAUGAGUAUCGGUGGAAUAAAUAGUAUAAUAUACUAUAGAUUAUAUUGGGCUAUAAUCGUUGUCCAUGAAAAAAUAAAAGUAGUAUCUUCUCUCUAACCUCUGCCGCACAAGACGGAACAUCUGCUUACUCAGUGCAGUACCCAGCAUUGACACAGGGCAUGGCGCAGCAGGCUGCAGCCGCGGGUGACGCUGAUGGAGUGUAGAUGAAGAAGAUGGAAGGGGUUUUUAUACAUAGGGAUGAUGUUGAUGAAUGAUGACAAGAAAAUAAGGUGGAUGGAGGUGUUAGAUGUAUCAUGAUGAAAAAGGGUACUUGCACCGACGAAGACAUCUACUACUACUAGGUGGACGGAGGAGGUGUAUGAAAAAGGGUACAAGAACUAGGAGGUGGAAGACAUCUGAAUCUAAUGGGUUGAGGUGAGACAGUACUUCUAACUACGAGAGGUGAAGGAAAGUACGGUAGUUAUAGCGUUAUAGAAGCAGAAAGGUCAAUGUGGAGUUUAGGUGACCUUGCUGGUUCUUUGAGAAAAUGAUCUUCGACCAAUUUGAGAAUAUACAAUGUCGAAUUAGAAUUACUUCAUCGCGCAGACAGAAACAGUAACGAAACAGGUCGUGAGAUACUACCGUGUAGACAGCUAACAAAGUAUGUUGUGAAAAAAGUCCAGAAUGAAAUAAAUGAGUUGUAUUGCUCUGGUGGGCUCAGAGGUAAGAAUGAAACCAUAACAAGCACAAGCAUCCAUGAAAUAUAUCGAUUUUGAUUCGAAGGAGUACAGUCAACAUCAGAAAAACUCCAAGUAUAACAAUUUUCGCUCUACAAAUAUGCAUAUAAUGUUGAGAAGAAUAGUAUGACCAGCAUGCGUAGUGUAAAAUGCUGCACUAUUGUGAACAGCAAAAUCCUUGCUAUUAGCAAAAUGCUUGGGAACCGGGAUAUGACUAGCAAAAUGAUUGGGAACCUUGCUACUAGCAAAAUGAUUGUUGCUACUAGCAAGGUGAUCGGGGAUAUAACAACAUACAACGGCGUAGUCUUGAACUUUCUUUACUCAUGAUUUUCCAAUGUAUAUGACCAAUCUAAUUUCAGUAUCAAAAAAUAUUCCUCCAAAAAUGCCAUUGAAUUCAGAAAUGUAUUAGUAAAUCCAAAAAAGACAAUUAAAAGUGCAUGAACAAUAGGCUGCUCCAUUUAAACAUUGCAGAAAAAAAUAUUUCUACAAAAGGUGAAUUACAAGACCCAACAAAACUUUCGAGUGUGCUGCGAGGGUGAGGCUAUCACUAGAGGUAGUGAGCAGUCCAUUUGUAUCUAUAGUGAAUUCUGCUUGUGGAACGUGCAUUUUUCAAAAAUAAGGAAAUCUAUGCGUAUGCUUUCUUCAUCAAAGAGUAAGCAACGAUCGGGAAGAGGG